Messenger RNA from Neltuma alba, 1670 nucleotides. Its product is annotated as transcription factor HBI1. Gene Ontology annotation, biological process: regulation of DNA-templated transcription. The record is from RefSeq and is a predicted model, not a curated record. The transcript is spliced from 7 exons. Gene Ontology annotation, cellular component: nucleus. Gene Ontology annotation, molecular function: DNA-binding transcription factor activity; protein dimerization activity. Lineage: Eukaryota; Viridiplantae; Streptophyta; Magnoliopsida; Fabales; Fabaceae. The coding region runs from base 224 to 1501 and encodes 425 amino acids.
CCUUUUUUUCAAUUUCGUUUUUUUAAUUAUUAAAUUAUUAAAUCAGCCAUUUUCCCCAUUUAUAUAUACCUAACCUCUUCUUCUUCUUCUUCUUCACCCUUAAACCAUCCCUCUCUUCUUCCCCCGUUUCUCUUCCGCUGUUGCCAACUCUAAAGUGCUAGUUAGUUCACUCACUGUUCCUCGCACCCUGCCCACGUUAUCCGUAUAGCUUAUUUAUGUUAAUAUGCUGCGUUGUCUGAACAGUUCGGAGAAUCUCGCCGAGUCCUGCUCUGAUAUGACAUUGACAUUGUUAGAAACGCAAAGAGACAGGAUGAAAUGGCAGCAACCGCAGUUUCAUCACCAUCAUCAGAACCAGAACUACUUUUCUGGGAAUGGGUUUGACGCUGCGUUCUCGCCUCUGCAAGUUCCGAAUUCUGGGGGAUUGAUGGUGAUCAAUGGCGGCGGUGGCGGUUCUGGGCUUGGUGAGGUGGCUGCUAAUGCCAGCUCGGUGAAGCCAGCCCCGGGUUGGGAAAAUGGGUGGUCCGAAUUGGAUAAGGCCGGCUUGCCUGGUACGGGAUUUGUGUCUUCUGGAUUUAACGUGAGCUCUGCAAUUUCGAGGACUUCUAGCUGCCCGCCGUCUGUGGUGGCGUCGGCGGCUGCCACGCCAACGGAGAAGAUGAGAUCGACAAGUGGGAGAGAGAGCUUCAAGAAGAGGAAAUCUGAUAAAGCUCAGAUCCCCAAGGCUGUUGCAGAAAAUGAGAAGAGCAAGAAAAACAAAACGAGUGUUGAGAAAGGGGAACCCAAAGUCACAAGAGAUAAUAAUGACAAGAACAGAGAAACAUCUGCAGAAUCUUCGAAAGAGAAUUCAAAAGCGUCUGAGGUUCAAAAUCAGAAGCCUGACUACAUUCAUGUCCGAGCACGUCGUGGACAAGCCACUGAUAGCCAUAGCUUAGCAGAAAGAGUUAGAAGGGAAAAAAUUAGCGAGAGAAUGAAGUAUUUACAAGGUUUAGUGCCUGGUUGUAACAAAAUCACAGGAAAAGCUGGAAUGCUCGAUGAAAUCAUCAAUUAUGUUCAAUCUCUUCAACGACAAGUAGAGUUUUUGUCGAUGAAACUAGCUGCUGUAAACCCAAGGAUUGACUUCAACGUUGACGAUCUGUUUACCAAAGAGGUUUUUCCUGCUUGUGCUUCUACGAGUUUUCCAGCCAUAGAUAUGACACUUAACCCUGCCUAUCUUCAGUUUAAUCCAACACAACAUGUUGCUUCAUGUUCCGGAUUAGAUAUGGGCAUAAACCCUCCAGAUUUGGGACUUCGAAGGACCAUUAGUGCCCCUGUAUCCUUGCCAAACGAAACGUUUCUUGAGCCACCAUGUUUCAAUCAAAUUCUGCCAUUUUCAAACUGUGAAGCUGAUUUGCAGAACCUGUACAAUGUGGCUUUUGAUCAAGCCAGAUCAACAACGUCGUCCUUUCCUUCUCAGCCAUUCACAGGACUAAUUGAAGCUAGCAAUCUAAAGAUGGAGAUGUGAAGAAGCUGAUGUUAUAUUCCAACUUGUUGGAUGAGCUCAGUGAAUCUGAAUGACUCUUGUCAAGAUUUUUUUUUCUUUUUAAUUUUCUUUUCGAGUACAUAACAUAUAUUGUUUGUAUACGUUCUCCAUAGUAUAAAUAAAUAUCAGAUUCACACCCUUUUGACUUCAA